AUGGACUUCCAGAUCGUAAAUCCCUUAAAUGUUCGGUUAAAUAAGAUCUCAGGCAAUUUGUUACCUAUCACUGGCGAUAAUUCAUCAUUUCCUAUAGCAUGGAAGAUAUACAGCAUUAUCGUAUGGCUAAUUGAGCUAUUUCAAACUAGCACAACGAUCUGUGGAUUUGUAUUAGUGGCGAAACGCGAGAAUCUGCAGGAUGGUGGAACACUUAGCAUCGUGGUGAGCAUUGAAGUAUUCGUUUUGCUCACGCGUAUGCACGCAUACAGAGGUCUAGCGAAUCAAUUAAUCAAAAAGCUAAAUGACAUCCUGCACUCUGAGGACGAGACAAUGAAGAGCAUCGUACGUUCGACCUUGAAACCAAUAGAGACUCCACUCGAGGUUUACUCGAUAGCUGGAACUGGGUCUGUAAUACUAUGGUGCUGCAUUCCGCUCGUAUUGAUUUUCAAGAAGAAGUAUUUUUUCUAUGAAGAUUUUGGGCUAACAGCAGCCUAUUCGAAACAACCGUUCUCAAUAAACAUUUUUGUGCUGGGCAAUGUAAUUCAAAUCAUUGCUAGUGCGCUUAUGUUCCUAAAAAAAGUUGCUAUGGAUGUAUACAUGAUAAAUCUCGUAUUAUUAUUGACAGCACAGUAUCGUUACAUCGCGGUGAAGCUUGCAACAAUAUUUCGUAAUCAUACUUCACAAGAUAAACCUAAUGAAUAUCAAAAGGAAUAUUCUAUGAAUUCAUUAAUAGAGAAAGAAAUGAAAACAUUAUGUCGACAUCAUACCGUUACACUUCAGUAA
Pogonomyrmex barbatus (red harvester ant) is the source of this 783-nucleotide messenger RNA. RefSeq lists its product as uncharacterized. Gene Ontology annotation, biological process: detection of chemical stimulus involved in sensory perception of smell; sensory perception of smell. Gene Ontology annotation, molecular function: olfactory receptor activity; odorant binding. Lineage: Eukaryota; Metazoa; Arthropoda; Insecta; Hymenoptera; Formicidae. The record is from RefSeq and is a predicted model, not a curated record. Gene Ontology annotation, cellular component: plasma membrane.